AUGGCUAGCCCACAGGUUCUCGUGUUCGAUGCUGAGGGCCGCCCUGUGAAGUUUGACACCUGGCUCGAUGACCUGCACCUCUACCUACAGCUCACAGCCAAGGAUGACAUCUCACUGUACGAUCACGCCCUAGGCCAUGCACUGUACACAGCUGUAGUUGCUCGCUACUCCUCACCUGCCUCUGCCGCACUAGGCCGCCUCUCCCUCCCCUACCUGUUUCCCGACCUGGCCUCCUUUCACACAGUCGCUGACCUCAUCACGCACCUCCGUACUAGUGAGGCCCGCUUCCGUGCCGCCAUGCCUACUGAGUUCCUUGCCACGCACCCCCCUCCACUCUGGCUCACUCUCUACCACCUAGUCACCCGCCUCCCUGACACACUGCGUGCUGUCAGGGACCACUUCCUAGCUCGUUGCCCCACUGAGCUCACCAUUUCCCUCCUCAAGAAGGAGCUACUUGCAGCUGAGACUAGCAUAGUUGCUGUAGGUGCCUCUCGUGGCGACCCCCGUACCCCGUUCUUUGAGGGGUGUUCUCCUUCCCCCCUUCUUCCCUCUGUCGCCUCUGCUGCUGCUGUCGACCUUCUUAGUGCUGAGAAGGUCGGCGCUGCGUCUGCCUCGAGCGGACGCCGCAGCGGCAAGGGCAAAGGGGGCAAGGGUGGUGGCGGUGACGGCGGGGGAGGCGGCGGUGGGGGCGGUGGAGGCAGUGGGGGUGGUGGCUCGGCUGGAGGGGCGAGUGGUAGCGGUGGGGGUGGUGGCUGCAGCGGCGGGGGAGGUGGCAGGAGUGGAGGCAGCGGUUGGGGUGGCGGUGGACGAGGUGGCGGCAGGGGUUGGGGUGGUCGAGGAGGUGGCAGCGGUGGUGGUGGCCGUGGAGGCACUGGCGGUGGCCAGGGCCAGUAG
This is a messenger RNA of Closterium sp. NIES-65, 894 nucleotides long. NCBI's taxonomy places the organism in Eukaryota, Viridiplantae, Streptophyta, Zygnematophyceae, Desmidiales, Closteriaceae. The record is from the annotation of a GenBank genome assembly.